Penicillium bovifimosum is the source of this 2265-nucleotide messenger RNA. Its product is annotated as dipeptidyl-peptidase III. NCBI's taxonomy places the organism in Eukaryota, Fungi, Ascomycota, Eurotiomycetes, Eurotiales, Aspergillaceae. The coding region runs from base 1 to 2265 and encodes 754 amino acids. Gene Ontology annotation, cellular component: cytoplasm. Gene Ontology annotation, molecular function: metalloexopeptidase activity; dipeptidyl-peptidase activity. The record is from RefSeq and is a predicted model, not a curated record. The transcript is spliced from 3 exons. Gene Ontology annotation, biological process: proteolysis.
AUGCACUCUAUGCGUGGCAUUGCGCCCUUACUCUCCCGGCGCUCCGUGUUACCUUUGUUACCCCUCCGUGUUUCUCGCCUGUCAACUCCCAAACUCGCAAAACCCUUCUCCUCAUUUUCACUCCUCACUCGCGCGCCAGCUAUGGACGCAAGCGUCAAGCAGCAUUACCUGGCUGACUCGCCUCCUACGGUGGUCAGACUGGAAAUUAAGACACACUUUGAUAAACUCAAAGAUCAAAACUUGAGGAAAUAUGCACACUUCAUGAGCAGGGCCGCAUUUGAAGGCACUCGAGUCACACUCCGUCAGGUCUCCCCCGAGUCCGAACCCAUUUACGACCUCAUCUUAUCACUCUAUCGUGCUUCCAAUGGCGACUGGACCAGCCUCGCUGAGAAAACCCAAGUCAGCUCUGAGGACCUCCGGUUUUUCCUUGAAUAUGCAGGUCAAUUCUUGGGCAACUGCGGAAACUACAAGGGCUUCGGCGACUCCAAGUUCAUCCCUCGCCUGUCCGCAUCGGCGUUUGAGGCUCUGGCUUCGGCCACUGAAGAGACGAAGGCCGCUUUCCAGAAGGCUAACACUACUGGAGGGGGUAUCUACGAAACCAGUCUACAGUCGAUGAUGCACCUCGGUUACCCUAAGGAUGGCCACAUGACAACCUACUAUCCCGACUCGCCGACGAUCUCGCAGGAUGAGAUCACGGCAAUUGGUGAUUUGAUGGAGAAGAAGGGACUUGCCUUGGAGAAUACCAGAAUCCGCAAGACUUCCUCCGGAGAUUUCGAGCUUCUAAUUGCAUCUGGUGUUUCCUCGCCCCCUGUAAGGGAUCGGGAUCUUGGUGAGGUGGACACAUUUGAGCUUGAGGGAGAUCUGAAAGGGAAGACGCUGCGUCUCGUCUUCGGUGAUCACCAAGAGGAGAUGGCCAAGAUCGCGCACAGUGUCAAGCAGGCAAGCCUCGUUGCUGCAAACGAUAACCAGAAGAAGAUGCUGGAAGCAUACGCUCUCUCAUUCGGAGCUGGCUCAAUUGAGGCUUUCAAGGAGAGCCAGCGCAUCUGGGUUAAGGAUCAGAAGCCUGUCCUGGAGACGAACCUGGGCUUUGUUGAGACAUACAGAGACCCCCAUGGUGUACGCGGAGAAUGGGAAGGCUUUGUGGCUUUGGUCAAUCUGGAGCGCACACGAGCAUUCGGCACGUUGGUCGACAGUGCCGAGAGCAUGAUCCCCAAGCUUCCCUGGGGCAAGGACUUUGAGAAAGACAAGUUCCUCAGCCCCGACUUCACAUCAUUGGAAGUGUUGAGUUUCGGUUGCUCAGGUCUCCCAGCUGGCAUUAACCUGCCCAACUAUGAUGAUAUUCGCCAAAACCUUGGCUUCAAGAAUGUGUCCUUGGGCAAUGUCCUAAGCGCCAAGGCUCCCAACGAGGCUAUCCCUUUCAUCGCUGAACGCGACCAGCAGGUAUACCGCGACUUCCGGGACCCAGCCUUCGAAGUGCAAGUUGGCAUUCACGAACUCCUCGGUCACGGGACCGGUAAGCUGUUGCAGGAGACAGCGCCAGGGGAGUAUAACUUUGACAUUAAGAACCCGCCCAUCAGCCCUGUGACAGACAAGCCCGUGUCAACCUGGUACAAGCCCGGCCAGACCUGGAGCUCGGUGUUUGGUUCCAUUGCUUCCUCGUAUGAGGAGUGCCGUGCCGAGUGCGUGGCCAUGGCCCUUGGCUGCGACUUUGGCAUCCUGAAGAUCUUCGGAUUUGGCGACGGCAAGGAAGACUUGGCCGGCGAGGCCGGCGAUGUCUUGUUCGCAGCAUACCUGUCCAUGGCUCGUGCCGGUCUUGUUGCCCUAGAGUUUUGGGACCCCAAGACCCAGAAAUGGGGCCAGGCACACAUGCAGGCUCGCUACAGUAUUCUGCGCACUUUCCUCGAUGCUGGUGACGACUUCGUCAAGUUGUCUUAUAGCAAGGAGGACCUCUCUGACUUGGAGAUUCAUCUUGAUCGCUCGAAGAUUCUUACCCACGGACGUCCCGCCGUGGAGAAGUAUCUCCAGAAAUUGCAUGUCUACAAGAGUACCGCCGAUAUUGUGGCUGGUAAGGGCUUGUAUGACGAUAUUACCUCUGUUGAUAGCUGGUGGGGAUCCACUGUUCGUGAUGUCGUUCUGAAGAACAAGGUCCCGCGUAAGGUGUUUGUACAGGCCAACACUAUUCUCGAGGGUGACGAGGUCAGCUUGAAGGAGUAUGAGCCUACUCUCGAGGGUUUGAUUCAGAGCUUUGCUGAGCGCAAUGUCUGA